AUGGUGCCAAAAUCUACCUGUGUUGAGAGCUGCCAUCCUGGACAAAGCAAACUAAUUCAGCAGGGGAAACAAAUCUGUUGUUAUGAUUGCAUUCCGUGUCCUUCAGGGAGGAUUUCAACACAAACUUCAGAUGCAGAUGAAUGUGAGUCUUGCCAAGAAGAACAGUAUCCUAACACAAAUCAACAAGAAUGCAUUCCUAAAGUAAUUACUUACCUGUCCUAUAAAGAUGGCCUGGGAACAACUCUGACAUCUUUGGCACUUUUUCUUUCUCUGACCACACUUAUUGUGAUAGCAAUCUUCAGGUUACACUCGAACACUCCCAUUGUGAAAGCCAACAAUUGGAGCAUCACAUGUAUCCUGCUCACCUUUCUGCUGCUAUGUUUUCUUUGCUCCCUCUUCUUCAUAGGAAGACCUAGCAAGGAAACCUGCCUUUUAAGGCAGGCUGUGUUUGGUAUCACCUUCUCUGUUGCUGUUUCCUGUGUACUGGCCAAAACGAUCACUGUGGUUCUGGCUUUUGUGGCUACAAAACCAGGGAACAAGAUGAGGAAAUGGAUGGGAAAGAGGCUAGCAAUCUUGGUUAUUGUGCCUUGUUCUUUGAUUCAGAUUGCCAUCUGUGCUGUUUGGUUAGUGAACAAGCCCCCUUUUCCAGAAUUAGAGAAGCAUUCCCAAGUGGGUGAGAUCUUAGUGAAAUGCAACGAAGGCUCAGAGAUGAUGUUUUACAUUGUGUUGGGCUACCUGGGUCUUCUGGCCAUUGUCAGCUUCACAGUGGCUUUCUUUGCCAGGAAAUUGCCUGACAGUUUCAAUGAAGCCAAGUUCAUCACUUUCAGCAUGUUGGUGUUUUGCAGUGUUUGGAUUUCCUUCAUCCCCACCUACUUGAGCACCAAGGGCAAAUUGAUGGUAGCCGUGGAGAUUUUCUCCAUCUUAACCUCUGCUUUUGGUUUAUUGAGUUGUAUUUUCCUUCCCGAAUGCUAUAUUAUUAUAAUACAUCCUGAAUUAAAUAAAAAGGAUCAAAUGGUAAGGAAAAGGAAUGAUUGA
This is a messenger RNA of Crotalus tigris (Tiger rattlesnake), 1035 nucleotides long. RefSeq names its product vomeronasal type-2 receptor 26-like. The coding region runs from base 1 to 1035 and encodes 344 amino acids. The record is from RefSeq and is a predicted model, not a curated record. Gene Ontology annotation, biological process: G protein-coupled receptor signaling pathway. The transcript is spliced from 2 exons. Gene Ontology annotation, molecular function: G protein-coupled receptor activity. Gene Ontology annotation, cellular component: membrane. NCBI's taxonomy places the organism in Eukaryota, Metazoa, Chordata, Lepidosauria, Squamata, Viperidae.